Messenger RNA from Xiphias gladius (swordfish), 4564 nucleotides. It is a transcript of the gene csf1ra, whose product is annotated as colony stimulating factor 1 receptor, a. The record is from RefSeq and is a predicted model, not a curated record. The coding region runs from base 222 to 3161 and encodes 979 amino acids. The transcript has 22 exons. Gene Ontology annotation, cellular component: signaling receptor complex; CSF1-CSF1R complex. Gene Ontology annotation, molecular function: macrophage colony-stimulating factor receptor activity; cytokine binding; ATP binding. NCBI's taxonomy places the organism in Eukaryota, Metazoa, Chordata, Actinopteri, Istiophoriformes, Xiphiidae. Gene Ontology annotation, biological process: multicellular organism development; osteoclast differentiation; protein phosphorylation.
UGGUGAAGAGAGUGUAAACAAGCAGAAGGGAGAAGAAGGCAGAGACAAACAGACAGGGGAAGAAGGCACUCUUGUGUCAGCUCUGGAUGCUGGAAACAUCAAACCCAGGGAAGUUAUUAUACCUGUCUGUUAAGCUGAAGACAUCUGCAGAUCAAAAGAAGAGCGUUUUACAGCUCACAUAAAUAUCAACCUUCAACCUGCAAGUUUGGAGUUGAUCCAGGAUGCAGUCCUACCUCACGCUGCUGCUGGGGAUUGUGGCCUCAUCUGCUUCAGCAGAAUGGAGGCGUCCGGUGAUCAAGUUCAACUCUAAGGUGGUGGGAAGUUCUGAGGUGGUGGUUAAACCUGGGACCCCUCUGGAUCUGAGGUGUGAGGGUGACGGGCAUGUAAACUGGCAAACCAGGCUAGUCAAACACAGACGCUAUGUGUCCAAGGGCAAUGGGAACAUCCGCACCAUAAAGGUGGAGAGUCCCACUGCAGAAUUCACUGGAACGUACAAGUGUUUUUACAUUUCUGGGUCUCAGCAUCGUGACUUGACCUCCUCAGUGCAUGUGUACGUAAAAGAUCCAAAUCGUGCGUUCUGGACCAGCAGCACCUCCCUGAGGGUGGUGAAAAAAGAGGGUGAGGACUAUCUGCUGCCCUGCCUGCUGACUGACCCAGCAGCCACAGACCUGGGCCUCCGCAUGGACAAUGGCACCACUGUCCCACCAGGCAUGAACUUCACAGUUGACCGACACCGUGGUAUACUCAUCCACAGCCUCCACCCCAGCUUCAACGCUGACUAUGUCUGCACAGCCAGGGUCAAUGGAGUGGAGAGGACCUCCAAGGCCUUUUCCAUCAACAUCAUUCAGAAGCUUCGGUUCCCUCCAUAUGUCUUCUUGGAGACAGAUGAAUAUGUGCGCAUCGUUGGAGAAGAACUCAAGAUUCGCUGCACCACACAUAACCCUAACUUCAACUACAAUGUCACCUGGAAAUACACCACCAAGUCGAAACCAACCAUUGAGGAGAAGGUUCGCUCCAGUGGAGAAAAUCGCCUGGAUGUACAGAGCAUAAUGACCAUCUCUGCUGUGGACCUUGCAGACACAGGAAACAUUUCAUGCAUUGGUACUAAUGAAGCAGGAGUGAACAGUUCAACAACAUACCUGCUGGUUGUUGACAAGCCCUACAUCAGGCUGUUGCCCCAGCUGUCCCCUAAACUUGCCCACCACGGUCUUUCAGUCGAGGUGAAUGAGGGAGAAGACCUGGAGCUCAGUGUGCUCAUCGAAGCCUACCCUCACAUUACAGAGCACAGAUGGAACACACCAACAUCUCCCAACACGUCCACACAGGAGCACAAGUUCAUUCGAUACAACAACAGAUACCAUGCAACUCUGCAGCUGAAGCGAAUGAACGCACAGGAGCAGGGCCAGUACACCUUUUAUGCAAAGAGUGACUUGGCUAAUGCAUCUAUCACGUUCCAAGUCCAAAUGUACCAAAGACCUGUUGCUGUGGUGAGAUGGGAAAAUGUAACCACACUCACUUGCACUUCAUUUGGCUAUCCUGCUCCCAGAAUCAUCUGGUACCAGUGUUUUGGGAUACGGUCUACGUGCAAUGAAAACACCACAGGGCUGCAAAUGGCGAUCCCCCUCCAGGCUCCUACAGUGGAGGUCCAGAGGGAGGAGUACGGGGCCGUGGAGGUGGAGAGCGUCCUCACCGUGGGGCCGUCCAGUCAGAGGAUGACGGUGGAGUGUGUGGCCUUCAACCUUGUUGGCAUCAGCAGCGACACUUUCGCAAUGGAGGUUUCUGAUAAGCUCUUCACUUCCACUCUGAUUGGAGCAGCAGGAAUUCUGGCCAUCCUCCUUGUGCUACUGGUUUUUCUGUUAUACAAAUAUAAGCAGAAACCCAGAUAUGAGAUCCGUUGGAAGAUCAUUGAGGCAAGAAAUGGAAACAACUACACCUUCAUUGACCCCACUCAGCUGCCUUACAGUGAGAAGUGGGAGUUCCCAAGAGACAAGCUGAAGCUAGGGAAGAUACUGGGUGCCGGAGCUUUUGGAAAGGUCGUUGAGGCCACAGCCUAUGGCCUGGGAAAGGAAGACAAUGUGAUGCGUGUGGCUGUGAAAAUGUUAAAAGCCAGUGCCCAUUCAGAUGAGAGGGAGGCUCUGAUGUCUGAACUGAAGAUCCUGAGCCACCUGGGUAACCACAAGAACAUUGUCAAUCUACUGGGAGCCUGCACCUAUGGAGGACCAGUGCUUGUGAUCACAGAAUACUGCAGCCUGGGUGACCUCCUGAACUUCCUCCGCCAGAAGGCAGAGACAUUUGUGAACUUUGUUAUGAACAUUCCUGACUUCACGGAGAGCUCAAAUGACUACAAGAACAUCCACGACCAGAAACAGUUCAUUAGAAGUGACAGUGGGAUCUCCAGUGCAUCAUCGAGCAGUUACAUGGAGAUGAGGUCCAGCCAGCUGCCAAAUAUCGAAUCAUCUCAAGACUCUGUGUGUGAGGAGACUGGUGACUGGCCGCUGGACAUUGAUGACUUGCUGAGGUUUUCCUUUCAAGUGGCUCAGGGCCUUGACUUUUUGGCUGCCAAGAAUUGUAUUCACAGAGAUGUGGCUGCUAGAAAUGUCCUCUUGACCAACCGCAGAGAGGCCAAGAUUUGUGACUUUGGCCUGGCACGUGAUAUCAUGAAUGACUCCAACUAUGUGGUGAAGGGCAAUGCACGUCUGCCAGUUAAAUGGAUGGCUCCAGAGAGUAUUUUCGACUGUGUGUACACCGUCCAGAGUGAUGUCUGGUCCUAUGGCAUCCUCCUGUGGGAGAUCUUCUCUUUAGGUAAGAGCCCCUACCCCAGCAUGGCUGUGGAUUCCAGGUUCUACAAGAUGGUGAAGCGCGGCUACCAGAUGUCCCAACCGGACUUUGCCCCACCUGAAAUCUACAUGAUCAUGAAGAUGUGCUGGAUUCUGGAGCCCACAGAGCGUCCAACCUUCAGCAAGAUCAGUCAGAUGAUAGAGAGACUACUUGGGAACCAGUCUGAGCAGGAACAGCUAAUCUACCAGAAUGUGCAGCAACAGGUCACAGAGGGUGACAUGUGUGAUGAGCACAAGUGCUGUGACGGCCCCUGUGACCAGUCUUGUGACCACGAGGAAGAGGAGCAGCCUCUGAUGAAGACCAACAACUACCAGUUUUGUUGAAAGCUUUAACCAUCGAUCAAUCAUUAAACCUACCGGCAAGCAUCAGGAAAGUGGGAUAAGCUUUAGCAUGUGGCCAGUGGACCACAGCUUGUUCCAGCCGCUGGACAAUUGCAGAGAGUCGCCUUUACAGCUAUUUUUUGCUGUUUUUAUGACUGCUUGCCAGACAGACAAGCAGCAGACAUGUGACUUGCUUCUUAGCAGACCAUGACUAGAAAUUGCCACGUCUCACACCGACUGCAGACAUGGAAGGAGGAAACAUGUCGACAAACCACACAAACAUCCAAAGCUGUACCUUAUGCUAAACUGACUGUUUAUCACUCCUUCUGUUAUGUAUUUGAGGUAUAAUCUGUUACAGUUUAUCCAAAGGAGACAAAACCUGUUUGUCCCUUCUUCUGAGUGAUCUUAAUUAUAUCUUGUACACUGUUUGUUACUAUUUUUUUAUUACUGCCCCUUGAGAGUGAAUAUGUUGUUUUUGUGGAGAUUUCAGUCACUUUUGUCAGCAAGUUCACUUCCUUUUCAUCAUUUUAUUGCAUGUAUGGUUUCUCAGAGGAAGCAACCCCAAAAGUCACAAACACUGGAUCCUAAACUGUGAGAGCUGAGCUACCCAUCUUUAUGUGGUGCAGACAAGCUAGGUUUUAUUCUUUGAUCACUUUAACUGCACAUAUAAACAGUGUAAGUGUUUUUCCCUAGUUUAAACAUGCUAAAUCGACCAUGCAGAAGGCAAAGAAUGACCAUGUUGUUUUCUUCUCUGUGCUUUGGUCAUAGCUUUAUUUCUUGUGACUCACUUACAGUAGCUGUCAGUUGUGGGCAACAUGUGAUUGUUCCACUUCAAUCUAAUAAAUUAACCAGUGUUCAGUGAGAUUUAGUAGCAGGGAAUACAACUGCACUGAGCAGGGAAAUGUGUGGAUCCGUGAUGGAUCAGAUGAACAACGUUUCAUGUCUGACAAUGUGAAAGUUUUUUUUUGUUUGUUUUUGCGUGGCACAACUUAAUCUUCUCAUUUCCUGUAAAGAGGAAGGAUAGCUUCGCCAAUAUCUAUAUGUAGCAGUCAGCAUACACUGCCAACUGUAUGAAGAUUUUAGAAUAACAUAUAAGCUAUGAGAGAGAAACAGACUGCAAAUUUGUAUAACUUUAGGCAUUUCAAAUGUGCUUGCAUCUGAAUGGAACACGCGAGAUUUCUAGUAAUGUAUAUAUCUUAUGAUGUAAGAAUUAUCUUUAUUUUCGCUGAGGUGUGGUAGAGUAGAUAGUGGUACAUUAGCGUUUCAUAUAGGUGUGUUUUUUUGUGCAAAUAAGUAAAUCAAUGCAAAAGCUGCAAAUUAAAUCACUGAAAAACUGCAGAGAUGUUGAAUAAAGCUUUACCGUUAAAACUCCAGACUCCAGUGUAAAGUUUAUAUUCUACUGGAAC